CUUCCGGCGCAGGCUGAUGGCACCACCGCGCCUCAGAGGAGAAGGCGGAGGAGGUCCAAAUCUCGCGAGAGUGCGGCCCAGCGCAGUCGGCGGCGGUUGGUAACAGAUCAGCGCGUCCAGUUCCAGCAGCCGGGGUUCGGCGAGGUGCAGAUGGCGGCAGCGGGACGGGAGGCGCUGUCGCAGGACGAGCUGCGGAGGAGGCUGUACCAGACGUUUAAGAACCGCGGUGUCCUGGACACACUGAAGGUGGUGUUUGAAUGACAUAUGGCUUUUGAGAAUAAGUAUUUUCAUCUCUCAUCUCACAAUUGUUGGAAUGGAAGUUAAGUUCAUCUUAGUGUUAGAGGAAGAGAUGAGGAAUUACCUGAAGACCCAAACAACUUUCCAGAUUCCACAAAAGACAGACAUAAACUCAACUUCGAAACCAGUUAAUCCAUGAGCUGAUGCAUCCAAUUUUAAAUGGAGAAUUUCAGCCACAAACUGUUUCCAGUGACGAAAGUUCACUGUUAGUUAGUGCCUCCAACAGUCUAGUGGCAGAUCACCUGCAUCGAUGCGGCUACGAAUAUUCACUUUCUGUUUUCUACCCAGAAAGUGGCUUGGAAAAGGAGAAGGUGUUUACAGUGCAAGACCUUUUGCAGCUGAUUCGGAUCAAUCCAAAAUCUAGUCUUUACAAAUCCUUGAUUUUAGGCACUCAAAAGGAAAAUAGAAAAGGUUUUCUUAUGCAGAUUUUAAUGGAGCUGAUGGAGAAUCAUCUAAGUAGGGGAAGCCAUGAUACAGAAACUCAGACAACCUCAGUGCCUCCUUACAGAGAAUCUCUUGCUGAGAAGCUUCAACUGAUUGAUGAACAGUUUGCAGACAUUUACCCCCAGAAUCAGAAAUUUGAAUCUUUCGAAGUAAAACUCAGUGAAUAUCGAAAAGAAAUUGAAAAGCAUCUUCAAGCAGAAAUGGCUCAAAAGCUGCAACAUUUUAAAGAGGUUGAAAUAGCAAAGAUUAGAAUGGAGGAGAAAACACAAUGCCAGAAAGAAAUCUCUGAACUGUGGCAUGAGCUUGAAAGGACACACCAAGCCAAGUCUGAAGCUCUGAUUUCUCGGGAAAAGAAUGCUAUUGAGAGACUUCAAAAACAACAGGAGAUUGAAGCGAAGGAGGUUUAUGCACAAAGACAAAGUCUGCUGAAAGAUAUUGAAAUGAUAAGAACCAGAGAGACAGAAGUGAAGCAAAGAAUUGAAGCUUUUGAAAUUGCACAGAAGCUUCAGGAAGAAAAAAAUAAGGCUAUUGAUGAUGCGUUGCGACGUCGGGAGGUUGCUGUGAAAAAUAUUGAGGAGACUUAUGACCAAAGGCUUAAGAAUGAACUCCUGAAAUACCAGCUUGACCUGAAGGAAGAAUAUAUAGCCAGAACCACUAAAGUUACUGAAGAUGAAAAAAAGAAUAAAGAGAAGGCCUUGCUUUUGCAUGAAGAGGCUGUUGCUGUUAAUUCUAAAAAGGAAGAACUCAAGCAAGCAAUGUCUCGUGCGAAAGAACUGGAGCUGGAACUAGAGUCAGUAAAAACUCAAGUUCUGUUGGUAAGCAAGCAGAAUCAUUCACUGACAGAAAAAUUGAAAGAGGUUGUAGACUAUUCCUUGUUAAAGGAAGAGAAACUGGAGCUUCAGGUGCAGAAUAAACUACUUAGACAACAGCAGGAGGAAAUUCGUAAUGAAAACCAGCAUCUGAGAGAGAAACUAACUCAGCCGUCAACUGAACAUCUGGCCUGCCAAGCGGAGUUGAAAAGAACUGAACAUGCUAGAAAGUUGGAACAGGAAGAGUUUGUAAACCACAAACAACUCCUAGAAAAGCAACUACAAAUGGAGGUUGAGCGGUGCACACAAUUAAAGAGCCAACUGUUAGAGUGUGAAGCUACUAUCAGAAAGUUAAAUGUUCAGGUUGAAGAUCUGAAAGUGCAACUGAAGCAAACCCAAACAGUUCUAGAGAAUGAAGUGUAUCGGAAUCCUAAGCCUUCGCUUGUUGAUCGUUCUGUCAUUGACUUCACUGGUGAUAAAUUUGUACCUCAUGACAUUUAUGUGGAUGGUAUAUUCUUGAAGAACCGGGCUUUGACUGAUAUCAUUGAAGCAGAUGCUGUUUUAAGAGUUGGUCAUCACCAGCAUUCACGGACACUUGGCACUUCCUCAGAUUCUGAUCUUGAAUCUGUAGCCAAAACCAAGGCUAGGAUAAAAGAGCUAGAGAAAGAGGCAGAGUACUUGGAAGAAGCCUACAGAAAUUACCAAACUAGAAUCAUUCAGGGUGCAGUUGCAAGUAGCACACCAACAAAGACUAAAUCUGCUAUACCUUUACAGUGUGCUGUUGGUAGAGUCCCUUUGACUUCUCAGCGUGAAGUUUUAUUUGUAGAAGACAACCUUGGUUCCCAGCAUUUCGCUUUUAGCAGUUCGAGAGACCAGAGGUAUGAUGAAUCAGCUGGCCACAAUGAUGUCUUGAAAAAUCAUCUAACUCCACCACGAGAAAGAGUCUCUCCUUCAAGACGCCUUUCUUCUACUCCUCUUUCAAAAGUGGAGAGAAACAUCAAUAACAAGAUACUUUCUGAAGAUAUCAGUGGCUCGUACCUUGCCUCUUCCCAACGGAGUGUUGACCAGCCUCUUUCUCCUAUAUUGAAGACAGGACAUCUUUCCUCUUCUGAGUCUGGUCCUUCCUCCCCCAGUAGUCACAGAAAAAAACUAAGUUUUCAUGAACAGCAAGCUGAUAUUCAGGACUUCGAUGACUCUUCAAAGCCUGAGAAGCUAGCAUAUGAGGACCUUGAAGAACAUAAUUCUUCUCUUGAAUUUGCAGCUUUGAUCUGCUGCAAACCAUGCUGUGGCCAGAUACCUGAAAUGAGAAAAGGGACUCCACCUGUCAUGUACUGGCAGUCCCCAUCCCUACAGACAGUGUGGAAAAAGAAGCUGAAUCAUUCAAGCAUAGGCAGGAAAACAGCUGGACCUGAUCAAGGGGACAUUCCAGAGCAGUUCGAAAGUGAUGUGUCACAUCCAUCUGGGAACAUUGUCAAUGGAGGCCAUGUCACAAACACUGUGCCAGCAACAGCCACUUCACAGCAGGACUUAACAGCAGUUAAUCAAAGAGAGUCUGAAGAUCAGCAAAGAGAAGAGGAUGAGAAAAAAUGGGAGGAAGAAAGGAAACAAAGGGAAGAAAGAAGGCAGAGAGAACGACAGGAAGCUUUGGAAAAAGAGCAAAGAGAACUAGAAAAACUGAAUGAGGAAAUGAAGCUGAUCCAAGAUUCAUUGAAAAUGGAAAGAAAGGAGGAAGACGCUCAAGUCAAAAAGUCAGAAAUUGGUAUUCCUGAUGCUAAAAGCAAUUUGGCUGAUCCUCUUCCUACUCCCUUAGAAAAAUACAUGAAAAUUAUUCAGCAGAACAGAGAGCAGGAGCUGGCAAGCAAGACCUUGGUGAAAGAGGAAGUAGAAGAAGUAUCACUGAUGGAAAGACUAACGUCUAGUGAUAAAGAGGAAAGUGUUGCAGGCAUUUCUCAUGGAGGCCCUGAUGAAGACUUCUGGUGAACAGCAUUGACUGGUCUCUCCUCAGUGCCAGCACAACACAGAAUGAAGCAGCAGCAGAACUGCUUUUAUUUUAAUAUGGCUGAAUAGCGGGGGUUGAACUGGGUAUAGUUUGUUACAGAACAGCAUAGAGUUUUAAAACAGUAACUGUGCCCCUGGAGUAAUUAACAGGUUUAAUAGUACCAAGAGUACUACUUAUGGCUAACCAUUGCUAACCAGUAAGCAAGGGGUCUUUAACUUGGUGUGUUAAGUAUCACACCAACUUUCCCAUCUUUACACGAUAUUCUGAGCGCUCAGAGAGGGUCUGCUGUACAUUCACAAGUAUUAAUUUAUGAUAAAAUACAGGCAAAGUAGAUUUGAAAGUGGUUCCCCUCUCCCCACAGGGUGCUUACCUUGAUUUUAUAAAUAGCAUGUUAAGUAACUAUUAUAAAGCUCAGCUAGGACAAUUACUUUUAAUGUUGUAUUCCUACAGACAAAUGGUAAUUGGAGAGCAGUAUAGUUUUAACAGUGCUGACUGGAGUUAGCUUAAGUACUUUUCUAUAGAAGCGGUGAUAGACAGGAACAAUCCCCCACACAUUUAAACAAGUGACGCUACUGCAUUCCGUCUCUACUGAUGCCUUAGCCACUCCACAAGAGAGUGAUACAACAAGACUACUAUGAGUUUGGGGGUUGCAUUUUGUAGACUGUUCUUGGGGUUUUUUAAUAAUAAAAUGUGUCAGCUAUGCAUUGAGCAGUUCAUUAAUUGCCAAUUAAGUCUAAUGCUGAAACCUUCUUUAGGAUUGCAGGAAAAUACUCCUGAUAGAGCUAGCUUACUAAAGGUGUAAUGUACCAGCAUCCUGUACUUGGUAAUUCUGAACCUAAAUAAUGUAUAAUCUGCAGCUCUGCCAACUGAACACAUUGAAUUUGAAACAACUGAAAAAUGGCAUUAAAGUCCUGCCUUUGACACCAUCAGUGUAUUUAAUAGUGAUCUGGCUUGAAAACCUGGUGAAAAUUCACAGCUUUUUGGCAUAGUUUUUACAAAAUGAGUUGAAUAAAACUUCUCUUCCUGAGGAUGUAUACAUUUGACUGUACAUAGGAGCACAGUAGGAUGAGUGUUCAGAGAGACUUGAGAUAGCAGCUGUACCUCAGUAAUCAGGAAGGCUUCCUAAAGUAUGGAGAAAAAAUAUUAUUGAAAUGGUUCUCUCCUACAGAGGUUAUCAUUCAAGAGACUGGCUUGGUUCUUGAUAGCGACUUUUAGCCUAACAGUUGUCCUGGUCACUGCAUGUAACAUUUCUGUUGGUGAGAGACCAGCUUAAAACUGCUACAGCAUUUUAAUUAAAUACAUUUGUACGGUAUGGUAAAUCAGCUGAGGACAUUGUCCUAGCAUUUCCUAGUUGUUAGGGCUGGAAGGGACCAGCCUCCGUGCAGAUCGAGUCCCCCUGCACUUGGGCAGGAAAGACUGCUGGGAUCAGAUGACCCCAGCAAGAUGGGCACCAAGAUGCUUUUUGAAUAUUGCCAG
Molecule: messenger RNA, 5025 nt
Organism: Alligator sinensis (Chinese alligator)
Lineage: Eukaryota; Metazoa; Chordata; Crocodylia; Alligatoridae
Gene: OFD1
Product: OFD1, centriole and centriolar satellite protein
Exons: 25
Coding region: 441-3530 (1029 amino acids)
Biological process (GO): epithelial cilium movement involved in determination of left/right asymmetry
Cellular component (GO): ciliary basal body; centrosome
Molecular function (GO): protein binding
Source: RefSeq, a predicted model, not a curated record